AUGAAGCUCACACCGGAGCUCCUAUCACGGAGCAGCUCAUCCAUAAACACGCUCAAGGACCGCUCGCUCGACCUGCGCGGGCUCAAGAUCCCAGCCAUCGAGAACCUCGGUGUGACCCACGAUCAAAACGACUCGAUCGACUUUACCGACAACGACAUCCGCUAUCUGGGCAACUUCCCGCUCCUUUCCCAACUCAAGCAUCUGCAGCUGGGCAACAAUUUGAUAUCGCGCAUCGACUCUCGGCUCGGGUACAGCCUACCCGCGCUUCACUCGCUCGAUCUCACCAACAACUCGAUAUCCGAUCUCGCCGAGGUGGGGCAUCUCAGCAGAUGCACGCGGCUAGAGUACCUGUGUUUGAUGGGAAACCCGGUCAGCCGGGAGAAGAAUUAUAGGGACUUUGUGAUAUGGAAGCUGCCCCAGGUGCGCGUGCUCGACUAUCAGAGGAUACGAGAUAAGGAGAGGGCACUGGCAAAGGAGCUGAUGGAGACAGAGGAAGGGAGACCGACAGAACUGGCGGCGAGCAUACUGAAGGACUCGGAAGCAAGCGCGAUGGAUGUCGAUGAUGUGGGAAAGAAGAAGACGUUCGAACCAGGACGACUGAAUGGGUCUUCGAGAAGGUUGCUCAGCGCGGAAGAGAGGAGAGCGAUCGAAGACGCCAUCGAAAAGAGCGAGAGUUUGGACGAGAUUAGGAGGUUGGAGGAGCAGCUCAAGAUGGGACAUACAUUUGCUGGGUCAUCAUAG
Kalmanozyma brasiliensis GHG001 is the source of this 741-nucleotide messenger RNA. RefSeq names its product Leucine-rich repeat. NCBI's taxonomy places the organism in Eukaryota, Fungi, Basidiomycota, Ustilaginomycetes, Ustilaginales. Bases 1 to 741 code for a protein of 246 amino acids. The transcript has a single exon. The record is from RefSeq and is a predicted model, not a curated record. Gene Ontology annotation, biological process: mRNA splicing, via spliceosome. Gene Ontology annotation, cellular component: U2 snRNP. Gene Ontology annotation, molecular function: protein binding; U2 snRNA binding.